Messenger RNA from Salvia splendens (bonfire salvia), 1492 nucleotides. Its product is annotated as phosphoribulokinase, chloroplastic. Bases 121 to 1329 code for a protein of 402 amino acids. Gene Ontology annotation, biological process: carbohydrate metabolic process. Lineage: Eukaryota; Viridiplantae; Streptophyta; Magnoliopsida; Lamiales; Lamiaceae. The record is from RefSeq and is a predicted model, not a curated record. The transcript has 5 exons. Gene Ontology annotation, molecular function: phosphoribulokinase activity; ATP binding.
GACAAAUUGACAAAAAAACACCCCAAGAGAAAUCAACACUUCCCACCACAAGAACACCAUCCCCUCCCUAUAUAUCUCCCAUUUUUUCAUGUAAACCAAGAAAGAGGAGAACCAUUAGCAAUGGCAGUCUCCACUAUAUACUCACUCAACUCAAUCUCCACACCACCAAAACCCCACUCCCCCUUCUUCCCCCAAAAACACAUCCUCUUCUUCACCACCACCACAAAAAGACCACCCCUCAGAGGUCGGCGCUCCGCUCUGAUAUCAUGCUCUGCCGAGGAGAAGACCGUCGUGAUCGGCCUAGCCGCCGACUCGGGGUGCGGGAAGUCCACCUUCAUGCGGCGGCUGACCUCCGUCUUCGGCGGAGCAGCCGAGCCCCCGAAAGGCGGGAACCCGGACUCGAACACGCUGAUAAGCGACACGACGACAGUGAUAUGCCUGGACGACUACCACUCACUGGACAGAACCGGACGGAAGGAGAAGGGCGUAACCGCACUGGAUCCCAGAGCGAAUGACUUCGAUCUAAUGUAUGAGCAAGUCAAGGCGUUGAAGGAUGGGACGGCUGUUGAUAAGCCAAUUUACAACCACGUUAGUGGUCUACUGGACCCGCCGGAGGUAAUCAAGCCUCCCAAGAUCCUCGUUAUCGAAGGCUUACACCCAAUGUACGAUGAACGUGUUAGAGACCUCUUGGACUUCAGUAUUUACCUUGACAUCAGCAAUGAAGUCAAAUUUGCAUGGAAAAUUCAGAGGGACAUGGCUGAAAGAGGGCACAGCCUUGAAAGCAUCAAGGCCAGCAUUGAAGCCCGAAAACCGGACUUCGAUGCUUACAUCGAUCCACAGAAGCAGUUCGCGGACGCUGUGAUCGAAGUGUUGCCAACGCAGCUGAUCCCGGACGACAACGAGGGCAAAGUUUUGAGAGUGAGACUUAUAAUGAAGGAAGGUGUCAAGUUCUUCAACCCUGUCUACCUCUUUGAUGAAGGCUCCACCAUUUCUUGGAUUCCCUGUGGAAGGAAGCUCACUUGCUCCUACCCCGGCAUCAAAUUCUCCUACGGCCCCGACACUUACUACGGCCAAGAGGUUUCUGUGCUGGAAAUGGAUGGGCAGUUUGACAGACUGGAUGAGUUGAUCUAUGUGGAGAGCCAUUUGAGCAACCUUUCGACCAAGUUCUAUGGAGAAGUGACGCAGCAGAUGUUGAAGCAUGCGGAUUUCCCUGGGAGCAACAAUGGGACGGGGCUUUUCCAGACGAUCGUUGGGUUGAAGAUCAGAGACCUCUUCGAGCAGAUUGUGGCGACCAGGGCGGCUGCUCCCCUCGCAGCUACAAAGGCAUGACGAGUUGAGAUAAGUGUUGGUGUUGUCUGUUUGUAUUUAUUAUCUGAGUUCAAACUCUGUGGAGGCUUGUACCAUAGAGAAACGACUUUUGCACAUAUUUGAAAUGGAGGAAUCCUAUAAUCAUCAUAAACACAUCAAAUCAAAAUAUUGAUUUUUAUCAAAA